This is a messenger RNA of Dictyostelium discoideum AX4, 123 nucleotides long. RefSeq lists its product as hypothetical. The transcript has a single exon. The record is from RefSeq and is a predicted model, not a curated record. NCBI's taxonomy places the organism in Eukaryota, Evosea, Eumycetozoa, Dictyosteliales, Dictyosteliaceae. Bases 1 to 123 code for a protein of 40 amino acids.
AUGAUAAGUCUGACAGUAAAAUUCAUCUUAAACGAACAUACCGGAAAAGUUAAAGUUAAAUUUAUUGAUCAUACAAUUCGUAGUGAUGUUAGACCAAUCUCAUUUGGAAUUAAUAAAAAAUAA